AUACCAGCACUUACGAAACAAGCGCCGACCAUUGAUUUCAUUGAUGGGCGACUCUCCAAAUACCAUCCGGUAUUUUCUUCUCGAUCUGUGAAGUACGAUCAGAUGUCGAGGCAUUAUGUGCCGGCUUCCCAGGCUUUGGUGGCCAAUACCAACAACAGCCUCGCGACACCGCCAGCAUCGAACGCGCCGCCAGGCAGCAACGGUUUACCGCAAAGGCCAGAAUGGACAGAUACGAAUGCUAUGAAGUUCUGGAAUGAGGUCUUUCCAGAUGCUAUGAUAAGAUUCAAGUCCACGAAAGAGCCUAAGGGCCGAUCGAAAACCGUGUACCACAUCAGAGACAAACCCAACUGGGAUACUAUCUAUGAAACGCUUGAAUUGGCGCGCUCGGAAUACCAGAGGAGCGGGGGCCCAGUGGGCUGGAUUCGAAAGGUACGAAGAAAGGUCGCCGAUAACAUCACUCCUGGAGCCGAAGCGACAAAAAUUGCUUCAAAACUUGUUCCUCAGGAUCCAAUCGCGACUCCGGUUGUAGGCGCCGUAGAAGUAGUACUUGACGCUGUCAAGACAGCUGCAACUGUGCGAAACCAGGUCCUUGCAGGCUUCGAUGGGGUCGUUCCAAUCUUUUCUGACGUAGAGGUAUUCCUCAGCACGUUCCAAGGCGAUGUGAACAUUCGGAACGCAUCCAUUGAUUUAAUUGCCGCGACUCUAGAGGCUGUGGAACGAGCCAUAGGCUUCUUCAUCAGCAACGAGUUCUUCCGAGGCGGGAAAGCCCUUCUCAGUGGUGGGGAUUAUGAGGAGAGCUUACUCGAGAGCCUCACCAUGAUCCAGACGAAGGCCAGGGAUCUCAUUCAACAAGCGCUGAAAUCGCAUAUUUUCCAAUUUCACAUGUAUUCUCAAGAGACGAGAAGGGUUCUUGAGCAGCUUACCAACAAGGUCGACAUCUUGGUCACCGGAAACAACAAGAUAGAGCAGCUACUGAGAGACCAUCUGCAGCAGAAAGAUCGCGAGCUGGAAGUUGCCCGACAGGAAAACAUUUAUCUUAAGGUCGAGAAUGGGAUACUGCGCUCUACAUCGCCAAUACAGCAAAGUAUGUGGGCUCCUCCGCCGCAGUCAGCCCAAGCACCGGCCCUGGGUUGGUACAUCAGCCAAGACACACUCCGGAAUAUGAUCGAUACUUUUGACCUCGACUUCGCUGACAUCGCUUUCGUCAUGGAUAAGAAAGAGCAGCUUUCUGGAAAAGAUAAAGCAAGAGCUGAGCAAAUCAUCCACACACAGCUCUUCCAGAACUGGAUUGUAUCUGCCUCGUCGUCGAAGCUUUUGGUUCACUGGGACUUGCACCGACCGAAGAAGAUUGCUGAAGUCUCGCCACUAUCUGUUUUCUGCAUGACUCUGGUGCAGUCUCUACGGACUAAAGACCGAUUCAUGUCCGCACUGUGGUUCUGUGGACGCCAUGUUGACGAGAGCGACCCUGGAGCUCGUACUGGUGGGCGUGCUAUGCUUUUGAGUCUAAUCGACCAGUUGUUAAGGCAAUUUGAAUUCGACACUAGACCCUUACACAAUCACAUUGAUCUUGUGAGCCUUCAAGAGGGUGGUCUUGAAGUGCUUAUCAAGCUACUCCACUCGCUGGUGCGACAAUUACCACCCCAGACAACGCUGUUCAUCAUUGUCGAUGGCGCAGUUUUAUUCGAAAGGGAUCAGUUCGAAGCUGAGGCAUUGAGGGUGUUUGCCAGCUUGAUUAUCCUCGUUGCUGAUACCAGUGUGAUGGCUUCCAUCAAGGUGUUGUUUACCAGCACACCCGGCACGCACAUCGUACGAGGGGCUUUUGAGCCAGAGGAUCUGAUCCUGAGUGUAGAUAAUUUGCCACGGCCGGCAAUAGGGAGCGAGGAACGCAUGGUAAGAGAGCUUAAGGGCGAGCUUGGAGAC
Bipolaris sorokiniana ND90Pr is the source of this 1920-nucleotide messenger RNA. RefSeq lists its product as uncharacterized. The annotation marks the transcript as partial. The record is from RefSeq and is a predicted model, not a curated record. NCBI's taxonomy places the organism in Eukaryota, Fungi, Ascomycota, Dothideomycetes, Pleosporales, Pleosporaceae. The transcript has a single exon.